Messenger RNA from Prunus armeniaca (apricot), 969 nucleotides. Lineage: Eukaryota; Viridiplantae; Streptophyta; Magnoliopsida; Rosales; Rosaceae. The record is from the annotation of a GenBank genome assembly.
AUGGUGAUUUACUAUUUCUUUCUUUGUUCGUCGAGAAAGAAAAGGAAAGAAAUUCAGUUGAUCACACUGGCGAAUUCUGUUAUGCAAGUGUCAUAUGCUACUCUCCUAAAAGCUACUGAUGGGUUCUCUUCCGCUAAUAUGAUUGGUGCAGGCAGUUUUGGGUCUGUGUACAGAGGAAUUCUCGAAGGUGAUGAUAAAGCCCAGCUUGUUGCUGUGAAGGUGUUCAACUUGUUACGACAUGGAGCAUCGAAGAGUUUCAUAGCCGAAUGUGAGGCUCUAAGAAAUAUCAAGCAUCGAAAUCUUGUCAAGAUUAUUACUGUGUGUUCAAGUGUUGAUUUUCAUGGUAAUGAUUUCAAGGCUCUAGUUUAUGAGUACAUGGACAGAGGAAGCUUAGAGGAGUGGCUGCAUCCUCCUAUUGAAAUUGAAGAGGUAAGGGAGGCACUCAAUCUAGAGCAAAGACUAGACAUUGCCAUUGAUGUUGCUUGUGCAUUGGAUUAUCUUCAUAAUCAUUGCGAAACACCAAUAGUUCAUUGUGAUCUCAAGCCAAGCAAUGUUCUUUUGGAUAACAAGAUGACUGGACAUACAAGUUCCAUUGGAUUAAGAGGAACGGUUGGUUAUGCUGCUCCAGAGUAUGGUAUGGGAAGUGAGGUGUCAACAAAUGGGGAUGUCUACAACUUUGGCAUUCUCUUGUUAGAGAUGUUUACGGGGAAGAGGCCCACCGACAACGUGUUCAAUGGAGACUUAAACCGUCACACUUAUGUCAAGAGGGCUUUGCCUGAGCAAGUUAUGGAGAUUGCAAAUCCACCACUUUUUGAAGGAAACACCAACAAAACUCAAUGUGGUGCAGGAGUUAAAGAAAUUGAGAGACGUUCUCCUUGGAUAGAAACUUUUAUGUGCUGCCUGGGAAAUACUCUUGCUGCUGCUGCUACUUCUAUUGGUGUAUUUGGGCCUGGAGCCCCGCAAAUGUGA